CAACAAGAGCAGUUCCUAGGAAUAGUGAGACAGGGGACUAGAUCGUAUUUUUUUAAAUUUGGAAAUUACAUGUUUAAGAUGGAAGUUCGAAAGCACUGCCAUGGAGAAUAUGUGUUAUUUAAUGAUAUGAUUGAGUUUGAGACGUAGCCUACAAGUGAAUCUAUACAAACUGAAUUAAAUGUACGUCUAUGUUGAAAGGACCAUGGAUAAUUUCACAUCGGAGAUAAAUAAGGACUUCUUCACUCAUGGUGCCUGGGAGAAUGAAGUGAUAGCCGUAAGUCUCUCCUUCUGUAUUAUUUUCAUCGCCUCUCUCAUCUGUAAUAUACUCGUCAUCGUCACGUUCGCAUCUCAUCGAUGUCUAAGGACGAUUCAUGAUAAACUUAUUAUCUGUUUGGCCGCCAUUAACCUUUUUACAUCAACGGGUGUACCGUUUUAUAUGAUCUAUUCCGCCGCCCUCGAUUAUAUCUCUGACCGGAAGUGGAUGUGUCUAGUUGUGUUUUCAUUUCCCUACGGAGGUAUUACAUCAUCACUUUUUGUGCACCUCGGUUUAGCAGUUGACAGAUAUGUUUGCAUUGUAAGUCCAUUUCUUCACAGGAAGAUUAAGUCGUAUCACGUGAUUAUAUGGUGUCUGAUAUCAAUAACGUUUGGACUAUCGAUAUCCAUACUUCCAGCAGUUGGUUGGAACCACUGGGAUCGUUACCAUAGAUGCGUCAUAGAAGUAUUCCCAAGUUCCUUUUCUCUAAUGUUGAAGUGCAUCGCAUUGGUAAUUUUGACGGCCAAUGGAGUUAUUCAUGUGAUUUUGCUUAGUAUUGCACACAAACAUUCGAAGAAGAUAAUCGGGGUUAUACGUCACAUUCGGCGCCUCCACACCACAUCAGACAAGAAGAACAUGAGUCUUAAAACCUUCAGCUCUACAGCAGUGGUGACGGUAUUUAUUUUGUGCGGAGUUUCCACUUUGUGCUGGCUUCCGGUCCUAGUGAUGACGGGAUUUUAUCACCUCCCGAACAUGGACCCCCUCCAGAAGAUCAUGCUCUCGCAAAUUCUCUUUAUGCCUAUCUUACUGAAUACAUGUCUCAGUCCAAUUAUCUACGUGACUCGGAACAAACACUUUCAGAAUGCUCUGAAAUCUGUAUUACUGAGACGUAAACAUGUUUGUUUCUGAAAAUGACUCAGUUUUCAUCAUUAAUGGUGGGUCUUCGCAAACUGUUUUGUUUUUCGAAACAUGGUUAAAGUAUUUUUACAAGCAAAUGCUAUAACUUCAAUGUAAGCAUAGUGAUAAGUUUCGAACAACUUUACUCUUGCUACGCCAAAGCCUUGUAUUGUAUUUUGAUUGCUUACGUCAAAUGUUGAUCUAGUGCAUGCUAUUAAGGGUACCAAUGUUUACUUGUAGAUCCUCUGGACAUAUUGUUGUGUAUAUUUGUCCGAUAACAGUCAACAUUUGUUACGGAAAUAAUCAAUAGAUUUUAAUACCGAAUGUUGGGGAAGCAUACAGGCUACUAUCAAGUCAAGUGUAUUAUAUAUAUAAUACUAUGUAAAGCACUGCUAUAGACAGAGGUUUUAAUCCUAGCAUUCGCUGACCUACAUUACCUGUGACAACACCUGUCACAGAGUAAGAUACAAUGUAGAUAUAUUUGUACUAAUCCUGGUUUUUGUGACCUAUAUUUCCUACGGCAACACCUGUCACAUGGUCAGGCCUCUAUAUUUGUGUCAACUAUUUCUUGCCUGCCUACCAUUCUGAAGUCUUCUUAAUCUGACAUUUAGUACAAUAUAAUACCUUUUUUUUUGUGUAAGUACUUGUCUUUUAUGACCUACAUAAUCUUGGGCUAUACUUGGUACAAGAUAGUUUUCAUAGAUUGAUAUCAUUAUUAAUAUUUGUCGUCCUACAUAAUUUGAGGCUAGAGUUGAUACAAUAUAAUGCUGAUAUAUUCCUAGUACAGUAGUGGCUCUUGUUUCUGACCCGAUCACACCUAUAUAAAUACCUUAUCUGAGGUAAACGUUCUCUCCAUCAGGUAUGAUUGAUGCUCGUUGGCCAAAAGUCAGGCCUCUUGAAAUAUUUAUUUGGGAGUGGACAAAGGUUAUGUCCAUGCGAGUUGAGCCCUGUAACAGUUUCUGUUUGUGAUGACGAUUUAUACUUAUUAUUUACAUGAGGUAUUAAAUGAUAAGCUAAA
Pecten maximus is the source of this 2168-nucleotide messenger RNA. Its product is annotated as octopamine receptor beta-2R-like. Gene Ontology annotation, molecular function: G protein-coupled receptor activity. Gene Ontology annotation, biological process: G protein-coupled receptor signaling pathway. Gene Ontology annotation, cellular component: membrane. The coding region runs from base 179 to 1162 and encodes 327 amino acids. The transcript has a single exon. The record is from RefSeq and is a predicted model, not a curated record. NCBI's taxonomy places the organism in Eukaryota, Metazoa, Mollusca, Bivalvia, Pectinida, Pectinidae.